CCCAAGAAUCCGAUUUUCCGUACGUGAAUGUGGUUCCUUUUUAUACUGGCUACCACCACUUGAGCUGACCACCACAGGGUGACCCAGCAGGUUUGUGUUUUUCUCAGCUGUUAAAUAUGGUAAAUAGAAAUAUUUGGAAAAACAGAACAUGUCGCAUUUGCACGAAAAGAUCGAACUUUGUGAUAAACAUUUUCGAUGGCCCAUCUGAAAGCGGGCUGUCCAAUGUGGAUGUAGUCUCCCACUACACUGGCCUACCCGUUCGGCGGGGCGACUCCCUUCCUGAAACAGUUUGCUCGCUGUGCCUCGUGGAUGCGCGGAUUGCCUUCAGAUCAAAGUCAUCCUCUCGGGAAAGUGACCAGCUGGAUAUCCAAGCAAUGGAAGAGAAUCUAGAGAAGUUAGGAGCGGAUAUAAUGAAGGAAGUCACAGGGUUCUGCGAAGAAAGACCAAUAAAGAAAGAUGUUCUCGAAAUACGGGAAAACGAAGUAAAGAAAGAACCACUUGAGGAUGCGGAGUGCAUAUCGCCGGACUACUCCGGUACAACUCCUUUGCAGCAUCGUGUGAAAGAGGAGCCCAUCGAAGAUAAAUUCCUUAGUGGUGAACAAAUAGAUAGUAAGACAACAUUCCACUGUGAUUCUGCUCUGGACACGCACCUUCAGACUCACGAAUCCUUCCCGACUAAGCACACCUCGUCAACCCAAAGUCCCCUAAAGGGCAUGCCACCAUAUAAAUGUCAGAAACGCUCUCCCCCGAAAGUAUUCUUUAGGUGCUCCUUCUGCAUGAUGUGCUUUAAGCAGCAGUCCAAUUUGGACCUGCACAUGCUGGGUCACUCCGGAGAACGGUUCACUUGCACUGUUUGCUCCGAGUCGUUCGCCUUUGAAAAUGAUCUGAAACGACACAUGCGUAGCCACAACACCAAUUUGAUUAAGUGUCCCAAGUGCCCAAGACUGUUCCAACACAAAACUGGUCUUAAAAAUCACGUGCUCAAACACGGAUUUAAAUUUCUUACUCCCUAAGAGUACGUCCAAUGAAACUAACUAUAAUUACAUUAUAAGGACUUAUAUUCUUAUAUUAUAUAUUUUUAUCUUUGUUUAUAGCUUUAUCCCUUUGUUUAAAUAAAAUUUGUUUAAUCCAUUUUUUUAAUA
Drosophila simulans is the source of this 1142-nucleotide messenger RNA. RefSeq lists its product as uncharacterized. The transcript is spliced from 2 exons. Gene Ontology annotation, molecular function: zinc ion binding. Bases 117 to 1013 code for a protein of 298 amino acids. Lineage: Eukaryota; Metazoa; Arthropoda; Insecta; Diptera; Drosophilidae. The record is from RefSeq and is a predicted model, not a curated record. Gene Ontology annotation, cellular component: nucleus.